This is a messenger RNA of Moesziomyces antarcticus, 2640 nucleotides long. RefSeq lists its product as uncharacterized. The transcript has a single exon. Bases 1 to 2640 code for a protein of 879 amino acids. NCBI's taxonomy places the organism in Eukaryota, Fungi, Basidiomycota, Ustilaginomycetes, Ustilaginales, Ustilaginaceae. The record is from RefSeq and is a predicted model, not a curated record.
AUGCACCGUAUCCCGUCGUCGAUCCGCGUGAGGCGCGGCGAGGUCGACUCGACACCCACAGGCCACUCGUCCGCUGACGCGUAUGCGGGGCCUCAGACCAGCGAUGGCGUACAGCGUCCACGCACGCGCACACCCUCGCAGCCAACACAACCUGUGGACGACUACUUUGGCUCCCGGAGCUGGCGGCGCGGUUCGGCAUCGAGUGCAGCUGCCGACGCCGGCGAGCGCAAGACCCGCACCACUCCCGCCAGUGAGCGACGUCACGAGGCGGAAGAAGACGACGACGAUCUGCUGCGCGAAGAGAUGCGUGCGGCUCGACGCGCGAUCCACGACGAGCAGGAGCGCGAGCACUCUGGUGCGCCAGCGCGACUAACCGCGUCGUCCGACUAUCCUCCCAUCCGACUGAGCGACGAGGGCGCACAGCCGCGCGUACCGUCCAGGACGUCAAGCCGCAGACCAGGCGCGGUAGAGGGUCUGGCGAUGCGCCACCACAAGAUGCGCAAGGAAGAGCGCCGCAGAAAGCGCGAGCAGGUCGCGUCGCAGUCCACCACGUCGUCGCACUCGUCCGAUCCGCGUCGCAGUGCCUCCGACGAGCCCGAGGCACCAGAGGCCUCCGAUCCACAGCAGCCACAGCAGCCGCCACACCAUCGAAACCUCUCGGACGUGCAGGAGGAACACAGUCGCAGCCAGCUCAACAUCCCGCACUCGGGACCCACUGCCACCGACACUGCAGCACCACCGGCAGAACAGGGCGGCGUGGGGCGCGCGCGGCGCAAUACGGUUGCCGACGACGGACUCAUGGCAACCUCGCGGCGGCUGUACGAUACGCUGCUCCGUCGUCGGUCCGAACGCGACGAGGCGGAGCAUGCGCUUCAUGCGAGUGCCGACGAGUACAGCCGCUACCCGCCCGAAUCGUCCGGCAGCAGCAGCAGCGACAUGCACGAGGACGAGGUGGUCGACUACCUCGACGUGGUCGAUCCCGAAGUGGCCACCGUCACCGCGCUCCAAAACGUGGGCAACUCGAUCUUCUUCCCGCCCAUCCCCAAGCUGUACAAUCGACGCCCCACCAUCAGCCUCCCCACCGCCGCGCGCGCCCCACCGCCCACUCCCUCCCCUGAAGCCGAAUCGGACACUCGCGGGGCGGGGGAUAUCGAGAUGGGUGUAGCCGGCAGCGCACGCGACGAGGGUGGGUUUAGCGGCUUGCGGCGCGUAACGUCGUUUGCGUCGCUCGUGCCGCGGCGCAAGAAGCGCGCCGCGCCCAGCACGGAGCAGGAGCGACGAAAGCAUAUCCGCGAGUGGGCCGAGAUGGACGAGGACGAGCGCAACGAGUUAGACGAGCAUGUGCAUCUGCUGCUCACCAAGAAGGCGCGGUUCAAGCGCGCCAUGCGUGGGUUUGGGCGGUACGUUCGCACGCCGCACGGGCUCAUCAUCACCGUGUAUGCGUUCAGCAUCACGUUCUGGGGCAUAGCCAUCUGUCUCUUUCUGCUCAAGUGGAUCGACGUGGGCAAUGCCGCGCGCCAGCGGUACUGGGUCGAAAUUUGCGACCAGAUCCUCUGUGCGUUGUUCGCGGCGGUCGGAUUGGGCUUCGCGCCGUUCAGGGCGGUGGAUACGUAUAGGAUGGUGCAGAUCGCGCACUACCAUCACUUGACGUGGAAGAGGAGGAGACUGUUGCAGCUGCCGAAGCUGAAGGAUAAGAACGAGCUGCCGAGGGCGGCGCCUAGGCUGGGCGUGGCACAGAUGACCAAUACCAUGCUGGUCAAGUCUGGACUGCGCAAGCCCGAGCCCGAGCAGGUGCAGCCAGCAGAUGCGGAGAGUAGCGGGGGGAGCGCAAGAGGUGGACACGACGAGAGCGACGAGUCGUGGGAGCGGCUCGAAAAUGUCCCUUCGCACCGGAGCGAGGCUGGCGAGGUGGAAAAGCUCAAGACCAAACGUCGCAACAAGCACCGCUUCCUGCACCGUCACCAGCACGAUUCCGACUCCACACAAGCUGCCGAUGAUCAAGCCGACGAUUCGCAUCCUGGCGACAAAGCCGCGCGAGCCAAGUCUGGUGGCGGGUAUGCGAACAAAGACGGCAUUUUGCCGUUGGGCCAACUCAAACGCAACCCCUCGAUCGCCUCGGAACUGCCACGCGACUUUGAAGACGUGGUGGUGCUCACACCCAAACAGCAGGCGAAUCUCGAGUAUCAGCAGCGCAAAUUCCAUGCGUCGCACACCUUCUACCGCUACCGCGAGACGGUCACCCACCGGCCCUUUGAACUCAACCUCAUGAUCGCCAUUGUGGUGCUGCUCGAUUGCCACUCGUGCCUGCAGGCCUCGCUGGGCGGAACGACGUGGGGCAUCUACUACAAGAAUAGGCCCACCAGCGUGACUGCGACGAUCAUCACGUUUUCGCUAUCGUGCAAUGCAGUGGCGGGACUCUUGAUCUGGCUGGGAGGGAAUAGGACCAAAAAGAGCGACGAGGUCCAGAGACUCUUGACCAUCGCCCUUGAAGAGGAGGCACUUCGCAAGAUCAAAAAGAGACAGAAGAGGGAGCAGGAAGCCCAACAGCAACAGCAACAGCAACAGCAGCAGGAGGAACGCCAGCAAGCAGCGGAGAGUCUCGUCGAGCAGCCUAAACUCGAAUGCAUCCAGGAACACUAG